ACACACCAACCAGCUCCGGAAGUGGAGGAAUGUGGCGAACUUUAUAAAGCAGUGGAAGGGUUUUGUGUGUGUUUUUAAAUUUCCUUUCUCCUUUUUUCUUGGGAUAAUAUUUAUCUUGGCUUCUGGCUCCCACCAACACUGUCACAUUUGGGGUAUAAAUAAAUAAAAUUCCAGGCCGCCACCCAAGAAAGGAGGAGUGGAAGCUCGUGACGGAGAAAGUGGGUGAAGGCAAAGAAGAGGGAGCGACAGAGUUAGAGACAGAGUUGCGAGAGGCAGACAAAUGAAAGAAAAGAAUAAACUUCCUUGGGAUUUCUGAGAAUUGUGAGCAAACUUCCUGGAUGUAGCUGGAUCAAAGUGGCACCAGGCAAGAUCCCACUCGGAAGGCUGGGAGGAUAUACAAUUUUCUGCUUUUUGCUACGCUUGGCGCUGCCCUUUGGUGGAAGCUGUGGACUGGGACAACUACAAAAGCAGGAAGAGAGACGACACGGGACGUUCCUGUGAGUCAGCCAGAGCUGUGCCGGACGAGAAAAGGCAGUUGGGACGAGAGUGUGUGCUUUGCAAAGAUGCCCAUCCUCAAGCAGUCCCCGGUUUCCCAUUCCAAGAAGCGGCCCCGUCUGGAUCGGGCCAUGAUCAGCGCCCCAUUGGGGGAUUUCCGGCACACUAUGCACAUUGGCCGUGGUGGAGAUGCGUUUGGUGACACAUCUUUCCUCAGCAACCAUGGGGGCUCCAAAGCCAAUGGGCUGCCCCCUGAAGUGGCAGUGUCUCCUGGGACUCCAUCUAACCCAGGAGAUGUUUCUGGGCGCCUUGAAUUGCUAUCAUCCUCUGGUAGUGGGAAUGGUGUCCUUCAAAGCCCAGCAACAUCGACACCUGAUGGCAGCUUUGUGGUAUUACAACACCCUGAGACAGAAGACCGGCAGCCCCAGAAGCCUCCUAAUGGAGAAGACUGGGACCUACAGAAGUUCUCCUUGGAGAGCCCCACAUUGGAACAUGCUGAAUCCCUUCUCUCUUUCCAGUUGGACUUGGGACCCUCCAUCUUGGAGGACGUGCUGGGAGUGAUGGAUAAAGACUGGGACAGUGUCAGAAAGGAGGAACAGGAACCAUUGAGGGCUGAAAGCUCUAGCCCAGUGGAGCAGCUCCACCAAGAUGCACCAAGAGAAGAGGAGGAGGAAGAUGAGGAAGAAGAUGAAGGAGAGGAGGAGGAAGAAGAAGAUGAAGGGCAGGGCUACAGUUUUGAGGAUGAGCAGGAUGAAGAGAUUGGGCUAUAGGAUGCAAAAGUAACACUGGUCUUUGCUCUCUUUGGAUGAUCCUGCCCCGUCCCUCAAUAUUCCUUUGCUUUUUUUCAGCAGAAUUUCUCAGGCUUUCUGAGAUCAGGCAGCAACUAGCAGUCCAUGGGUCAAACCUGGGCUACAAAUGACUACAGGUUGAUCCACUGCUUCUCUGUGCCCCCUCUCAAGGAGCCUUGUAGCCUUCAAAUCUCUCAUAGUUGAGUCGAAGAGGAAAAUGGACUGAGGCAAGCAUGAUUCUUGCAAUUCUCCUUCCUGUGCACACAAAGGCUGUGCAUCAAUUUCAGUUUGGUUGGGCUUUCUUAUUUUAUUUUCAGAAGGGAAAGCAGUUUGGCCUCCUAUCCUUGUGAUUUGUCCCAGAGUAGAAACUUGUUGGACUUGAUGAACAAUCAUAAGUUACAAGACACAAUACAGACUGCUAUCUCUGAAAAACUGGGUGGCAGUUUUUAUUAUAUAUGGUUUAUUAUAUUCCCUGCAAUUUAUUGCAAUUUAUUAUAUUCCCUCCAAGGCCUGGGAUGGUAGACAUCCUUUGAUGUACUGACAAAUGAAACUGGUGUUUCCAGAACCCUGGAAUCAGUAAAGUGGCACAUCAUGGAUACCGUUAGAAAACAUUUUGUCUGUCUAGGACAUCUUCCACGUCUCAGUGGUUGGUUCAUUUUCAUUCAACCUAACAGUGGUUCUCUAUUAAACUGUGGGGUUUUUUUCCUGUCCAACCUUGGAACUGUUUUUGAUAAACAAAAAGUAGGACAGUGGAGCUGGUCAAUUAAUUUUUCCCUAUUAAUCCGUGUAGUGGCAAGUGGUACACUUGUUUAGUGUGAACAGAGGGGAAUGGGUUAAAAAUGAACAAAGAAGAAUAUGUAGAUGUUUUAUUAUUUUUCUUCUCCUGUCUGUCUCUAGCAGUUUCUCUAGACAAUCCUUACUUUGUUUUCCUACCCAUCUUCAAAUGUCAUAGUCAAUAGUGUCUAUCCAUCUUUCUAUGUAUUUAUCUGUCCGUAAUUCUCUUUUCAUUUCUUCAUCCAUCCAUUUAUCCCAGUGUUCUCAUGUCUCUAGGUAUCAUUUCACUGGUUUUGGUGGUGGUGGUUCUGUUCAGUCAGAACACCAGUGUAUCUGUGUAUCCUACAGCAGUACUAUCUGCACUGCAAGGCCUCUUGCUAUGGGACUCCAGCCUCAAUAUGGUGUAAGACUGGAGAAGGAGGAAGGAGACGUUGGAUGGUUUCAGGGAAGUUACUGAGGAAAAUGGCUUUUUAUCUGGGGCUGUGUGUGGGAGAGGAGAAUCUUUCAUAUCUUCUCAAGGAUCCAGACAAGAGAAGGAGGACAGGAUGCGCUAAUGAAGGAAGAAUAUUUUGGAGCAUAAUGUGAAUUGACUUUUGAGCAAAAUUGUAAAUAGCCACUCAACUGGUCACCUAUGGUGAGUGUAACAAUUACACAUAGGUGACCAGACACAAAAUGUUUCGCUCACUGUUAGAAGGCUUUUCCCCAUUGUCUUCAGCCCAUCAAUAUAUAUUUUUAAAAACUGACUAAGAUAUGCUUGAACAAACAGGUCAGCCCCAGUACCUUUAAUUUUUUUAUUAUUCUAGUAACCUUUUUUUGCAGAUUUACUUACAGUGGACGAAACUGGAAAUGUUCAGGUGGAGAAAACAUUCCUCUUUUUUUCUUUUGAUGCUGUGAUGGGGUCAGGGGUACAGGGUUGCAUCAAUAGAUUGCAGCUUCAUCAAACAAACUGGACAGCCUUCCAAAUAAGAUGCUUUUAAGCUGAAUACAAUUAGUGGGCUGGAAAUGGUGAUAACUGGAGGGGAAUUUAGUGGUUGAUAGUAGCUAACAGACCUUUUUAAAAAAGAAACCUGGGAUCUCAGAACCCUAUUCAUCACCAUAACUGCCUGUCCUUUGGCCUCCUCAGUCCUUUCUUUUGUGCUCUGUUUAAAAUGGCAUUCCAUUGAAGGCAUCCUUGCCUCUCUUAAAGGAACUGCAUGGGUGUUAUUGGUGGAAUGUUUUAGAAAACUCAGGCCAUCUCCUGUAUGUCUGCACAUCAUCAGGAAGUAAUGGCAACUAGCAAUUAAAAAAUUAACCAGGAACAACUGGUGUUUCUUCCAUUCCUCUACUUGCUCCUUUCCUUGUUACUUUGGCUGGCAUCUUCUGUGAUGUACCCUUUUGGUAGUCCCAACUACAGCAUUCCUAUUGGAUCAUUGGGAUUUACAUAAGUGUUGACUCACCAAUCAACAGCUGAUUCAAUGGGUCUACUUUAGUUGGAGGGGUUUACCAAUAUGAUUCAGGCCCUUUUAUGGGCAAGGCAGUUUCAGAGCUGGAAAAAUAAUGGUUUUGAGCUCUUUCUAUGGGUGCUUACAAAUGUGGAGAGAAGGGAGAGAAUCUAAUCCAUGUGAGUAGUAGGUUUUUGUAAAAAAAAAAAAUCUCUAUUGUGUACUUUCUCCAGAUUUGUUCAUCAAAACUGGAAAAAGGAUCAUUGUCACAUAUACAACCUUACAUGAAGGUUUUUAUCUGCUAUCAGAAAUCUAGCUGGCAUUGUUCAGAUGAGAUUUCCCACCACCUGUCCUUGCCACAUAAUGGGGACAUGAUUUAAAUUUAUCAGCACGAUGUCCCCAAUGAUGUUUUUACAGCCAACACUGGCACUAUCAUUUAUCUGAUGGCCAUGCCUCUGAUAUGGCACGGGUCAUUUUCUUCUACUUGUACCCCUUGUACUCUUCACCUCUUGCAAGUAAAGAGGUGAUUUUGGAAGUGGGUGGGGAGAAUCCAUUGUACUGCUAAAAUAAAUCAAGACAUUCUCUUCAGAUGGCAGAUCAAUAAAAAUCCAGAAGACCUACCUCCUCUGUCCCCUACCAGUUUCCACUGAAUUAUUCCCCAACUGCCGUCUUCUAAAACCAGUAACUAAAGGAGCUGUCACAAAAAUAGGCAGCAGAGAUGAGCAAAAUCUCUUCUAACUUGAGCAAUCCUUGAGCUGGUGGUCUUGAUCUGCAACUUGGCUAUGCUUCAGCCAGGAACACUGCAGCUAUGUAUGGGCGAAGGCACUGGUCUUCAGAAAGUGUGGGUGCACUGGGAUCCAAAAGAAAGUAGGAAGAGAUGGGAGUGAUGAAGGAAGAGAAAGAGACAAGUAGAGAGAUUGCAAUGUGGAGAAAGGGAGACAAGAUGAAGGUCAUGCAUAGGCUACAUCCUUUAAGAGGUUCUCAGAUAGUUUUAAACUUCAAUCGCCCUUUACUCUUAGGAAUUGUGGCUAGACCAUCUUGGGCAGCUUUUCUCAUGCUCACUUGCAUGAUAUCUCCCAGAGUUUCCUGGGGUAUGAAACCACUAUGCUUGUAAUACAGAUGUGUUCCAGAGAGGAAGAGGUGGAAGAGGAGCAACGUCAUGUGCAUUCCCAAAAUUGCUUCUCUCAUAGGUUGGGGCUAACAGUGGGUCCCGAAACUGCGAAGUGUCAAAAUGGUGGCUCUCCAAGAAUAAAGCUUUUUUUUUUAUUUUGUUUUGUUUUAUUUAAGGAUCGCUGUGGUUUUGCAAAACAGAGUGGUAGGGAAAUGGGUGGUGAAGUCGAGGGUUUUGUUUUUAAACUUUCCUAUUUUAUGGCCUAACUUAUUGUGUAACCUCAAAUUUGUCCUUCCCGCUUGCUGUGGACUCUGUUUAUCUCUGUUUUUGAAUGGGAAAUGUGAAAAACGAUUUCCUGUAGUGACUCUGUGGGUCUCGGAUGCUCUUUAAAGCUCUUCCAAGCAUGUAGCCACAAAGUUCCAGCCACUGACUGCAAAAAAGAUCAGGGCUGGGCUCUGAUCUCCCUUCCCUUGGAGAGAAGAUAAAGCCUCUCAUUGUUUAUCCUCAUUUAUUCACCUCCCAGCUUUAAGCCUGAAACCUAAAUCUUAGAUCCCCAUGAGUAAGUGCAGCAGCAAGAUGGUUCUCUUAUGAACAUUUAUUAUUUUGUAAUAGCUCACUUUAUGGAUCCAUGUGUAAGAAAAUAUCUGUAUAGCCCUCCCUUCUCUACAUCCCUACUAGCAGAAUAUUUGUACAGUGACCAAAAAAGUGUUUGAUAUUUCUUGUAAUUAAAAUCAAAUUAGUUUCA
Molecule: messenger RNA, 5334 nt
Organism: Sceloporus undulatus (fence lizard)
Lineage: Eukaryota; Metazoa; Chordata; Lepidosauria; Squamata; Phrynosomatidae
Gene: CDC42EP5
Product: CDC42 effector protein 5
Exons: 3
Coding region: 564-1265 (233 amino acids)
Source: RefSeq, a predicted model, not a curated record